Molecule: messenger RNA, 333 nt
Organism: Alternaria viburni
Lineage: Eukaryota; Fungi; Ascomycota; Dothideomycetes; Pleosporales; Pleosporaceae
Exons: 3
Coding region: 1-333 (110 amino acids)
Cellular component (GO): mitochondrial large ribosomal subunit
Molecular function (GO): structural constituent of ribosome
Source: RefSeq, a predicted model, not a curated record
AUGUUUGGUCCUUUCCGCCUCACAAACCCGCUAUCGGGCGGUCUAUUAUGGAAGAUACCAUGGCGGCUAUCCAGACAUCAGAAGUACAGGCAGCGCGAGCGCCUACGGCACGUUGACACUGUGGUCGGCACAAUCGAUACCGCACUACGACGCAUGGGACAGAGCAUGAAGAAGGUGGAGCGCUGGAAGAUGGAGAUGCCGACCGAGGCGGAGAUGCUGCCCAAGGACAAGUACACCGUCUUCGACCGUAAGGUGAAGAGGUAUCGAAAGGGAAUACACAAGGUGCCAAAAUGGACGAGAGUCAGUCAACGACUCAACCCUCCGGGUUUCUAG